AUGGACGGGACGUACGUGAAAAGUCAUGUAAAAAUUGAAAAUUACCUCAAGGAAAUACGUACAAAGAAUAUUAAGCAAUGUCUGCAGGGAUAUGCAAAGACGAAAUCUAAAAUCGAAGCAUUUGUUUUCGUCUCAACUAAUGGUGAAAGACAGAGCAUUUCGUGGGCAAAUCUUUACGAAAGGUCAUGUGCAACGGCCAGUUCAAUGAUACGGCUUGGUGUGAAAAGGAAUGAAAUUGUUGCUAUUAGUCUACGAACAUGUCCUGAAUGGCUUUAUGCAACAUUUGGUGCAAUGAUAGCAGGCGCUAUCCCGGUAAGUGUUGCGUUUACUUAUACAGAUGGUAGCGACUUGGUAGCGAUUAUGGAAAGAAUGAAAUGCUGUUCUCUUUUCAUUAUGGACCCCGGAUUCGAUAACGUUAAUUGGAACAUUGCUCAGGGGUUGCUGGAUGAAUAUAAUGACAUUGGAGAUGUUAAAAGUGCAAAACUACCGUACUUGCGUUAUUUGGUAGGUGUCGGCUUUGAAAAUUGCUCUGAUCCCGUCAAACACUUUCAAGAUUUACUAAAUGGUACGGAUUCUGAUGCUGAUUUUCCCGAUUUAGAGUCUGGAGAUGUCGCAACUAUGUUACAGACCUCGGGAAGCACGGGGGUAUCAAAACUUGUUGUGCAUACGCAUGCCUCACUCAUCUCAUUGACUGGUUCCGAAUUCAUAUUUGUUGAUCCAAACUACAUUGUUUUCAACGGCCGUCCGUUUAACUGGAUUGGAGGAUUUCCAUUGUCAAUUUUGACCGGGGAAAGCAGGGUGACAAUAUCCGGAUUCUGCGAAGCACCAACAGACAGAGUAUCUUUCAUGAAAGAUAUCAUCGAAAAGGAACGAUGUUCAUUGAUAUAUGCGUUGCCUCCACUGAUGGUUGAGCUUAUACGAAUGCUACAUUCUUUAGUAGCAAACAGCGAAAGCUUUGUCGAAUACGGAUGUGGUACGCCAUUGCCGCUUCAAGGACCAGAAAUGAAAAUUGUUGAUGAAUACGGACAAACGCUUCCAGUUGAAACAAGAGGUGAAAUAUACAGCCGAUCUCCUGGUAUGUUCAAAGAAUACUUCCACGACCAAGAGAAAACUAAGGCUGUAAUGACUGGAGAUGGAUGGUACAAAACUGAUGACAUUGGACGGAUGACUGAGAAAGGAGAGUUUUUCGUUGAAGGCCGAAAAUCCAAUAUAAUAAUUUCUGGAGGAAUGACUAUUUCUCCUGAAAUAUUAGAGCAAGUAAUGAAGACUUUUCCUGAAGUUGAGUCAGUUGUUAUGGUACCGGUGCCCGACGAAGUUUACUAUCAGGUUGUAUGCGCAUGUAUAGUUCUGAAAGCCGGAAGUGACAUCACAGAGCCACAGCUUCGAAUGCAAUGUCAUAAUCUUUAUACAGAUAAAACAGGACUUUUUACAGUACUUCCGACGUUUUACUUGUUUUUGGAAAAAAUUCCAGAAACUAAAACAGGAAAGAUAGAUAGAAAAGGAUUGGAACGGCUUGCAUGCAGCAAAUUUAGGUAA
Molecule: messenger RNA, 1536 nt
Organism: Mercenaria mercenaria
Lineage: Eukaryota; Metazoa; Mollusca; Bivalvia; Venerida; Veneridae
Product: medium-chain acyl-CoA ligase ACSF2, mitochondrial-like
Exons: 2
Coding region: 1-1536 (511 amino acids)
Source: RefSeq, a predicted model, not a curated record